This is a messenger RNA of Phlebotomus argentipes, 1850 nucleotides long. RefSeq lists its product as uncharacterized. The record is from RefSeq and is a predicted model, not a curated record. NCBI's taxonomy places the organism in Eukaryota, Metazoa, Arthropoda, Insecta, Diptera, Psychodidae.
GCUAUGUAUUUUAAGUGAGCAGUUCAAAGCAAAUUGGUUAGUUGGCUCGCGACUGUGGUUCGAAACAGAUAUAUUCUUUAUUAAAUCGAAAUUUGCGCAACUUCGUAAUAUAAUGCCCGAAAGUGAUAAACCAAAUCAGUACAAUAAGGAUGAAUUAAAUCCACCAGAAUUCCUGAACAAGGAAUUCUUUGAAAAUGUAUUGCGAAAAUCGGAGAGCGACGCAGAUUUAUCAGUGAGAAUUUCAAGUGAACAUUCUGUGGAAUAUUAUUCUAAAAAGGCUCAUAUUUCCAGAUAAAAGCUUGAAAUGAGACCUGGAACAAAACCAGGAGAUCAUUUCGCCAGUGUAAUGUUCAAAGCUAUUAUUUCUUACACUUCAAGAGGUAAAAGCACCGAAUCAAGAUCGCUUGUGGUGAAGAUAAUGCCAUUUGAAGAGAGUGCAAAGAAAGAUAUGCUGUCGGAGUCGCCAAUUUUCGACAGGGAAAUUGAGAUGUACACGAAAGUUCUACCGGAAAUGCACAAAGUAAUGAAAUCAAUUGGAGAUAAUGAAGAAUUUUCCCCAAGAUUAAUUUAUCACAGCACAGAUCCGUUACUAUUAAUCUUCGAGGACAUUUCAAAAUUGGGCUAUGAGAUGCACGAUGGUGCGUGUAAUUUUGACAAUACUAUUAAAAUAACGAAGAAGUUGGCAAAAUUUCACGCUGUGUCUUAUUAUAUUAACGACAACAAAUACGCGCACCAAAUUGAUUUUACAAAAUAUUUAACUCUAUGGAAUGAUACCAUGAUUAACAAAGUGAAAGUCUUCUUUGAAGGAUUUGAUUAUCUUAAAGAAGAAGUUGACACUUGGCCAGGAUAUGAGGUCAUUGCGGAAAAAUUGGCAACACAAGAUAAGACAUUUAUUAAAAAGCUUUUGGACGCCUUCGAACCAAUUCCAGAGCAUCCAAUGAAUGUGCUUUGUCACGGUGAUUUUCAUAUCAAGAACAUGAUGUUUAUCAAGAAUGGUGACGUCAUCGAUAAGACAAUGUUUCUGGACUUCCAAGUGACUUCUUGGGCAUCACCUGCGAUUGAUCUUAUUUACACUCUCUAUGCCAUUGGUGAUCAAGAGUGCCGUAAGCGGCGCGGAGAGAUAUUUUUGACUUACCACGAAUGUUUCACUGAUUAUCUGAAGCGAUUGGGAUGUCUCAAGAAAGCGCCAACACUGUUGGAUCUCAAUAUCGCUGUAUUGCAGAAGGGAACUCUGGAACUCCUUUGGAGCGUAUGCUUUCUGCCAUUCAUGCAUAUGGACUUCAGCAAUGUUGACGUUGUAGAAGUGGUAGAUAGUACUGAGUUAAUGGGAAAUCUACGAAGGAAAGCAUACAAAGCCGCAGAUAUGGUUGAAAUACUAAAAGAUGUUUUGCCAGAACUCUUGCACAAAGGAAUUUUAAAUUAACACCUUUUUCGUGUACAUCCCAUAAUUAUAGUCAUGCUUUGUGAGCACACAAAUUGAACAGGACAAAGCUAAUUAUCGGUAAAAAAAAGGUAAAAAAAAAAUUGUAAAUACUAAUUCAACACAACUGUGCGUCCUAACAAAGUAUUCGCACCCGCACACAUACAUCUUUGAGUUAUGCAAAUAAACCAGAAUAAUAUUGUACUAUUUAAGUGAGCGUGUAUCGUGAGAUGUUGCAAUAAACUUAGUUGAUGCGCACAUUUAUCUCAAUACGGAAGUAUUUUUUGCACUUUGAAGAAUCUCAUUUGAAGUGUUUUGUUGUGAUUUGUGCAAAUAAAGGACUCUUCAGAAUAAUAAUGACAAGUAUUAUUGAAACAAGUCUCGACAACGCAAUUGUAUUGAACCUUCCGGAUUUUCUUAAUAAACCAUG